Molecule: messenger RNA, 2306 nt
Organism: Rubroshorea leprosula
Lineage: Eukaryota; Viridiplantae; Streptophyta; Magnoliopsida; Malvales; Dipterocarpaceae
Source: the annotation of a GenBank genome assembly
AAAUUAAUCAUACAAAAACAGCCCAUCAUGAGUUGCCCAAAAUUAGUUUGUUAACUAACAAACUAACCAAUGUUUCCGGUGUUUUGAGACAAAACUGACCUCCAUUCACCAACAUUCCUCAAUGCCCUCCUUGCUUUUCUCCUCCUUCUUCCUCUCAUCUUCUCCUGACCCCCUCCCUUCUCCUCUCUUCGUCCGCUCUUCGGACGGAGAGCGGACCUCAUCAGUUAACAUUCGUCAUUACCGCCUCCACCCAAACUGUCAUCGCCAUUGGCAUUCCUAUUCCUACUCUGCGCCUACGCCACCAUGGCUGUAUUGGCUCCCUUCCAGCUCCUUGAGAUCAAUCUCAUCUCGGCCCAGGAUUUGGAGCCCGUCUCCCGAAAAAUGCGGACCUACGCCGUCGCCUGGGUCCAUCCCGAACGAAAACUUACCACCCGGGUCGACACCAUGGGCCACACCAACCCCACCUGGAAUGACAAAUUCGUCUUCCGUGUAAACGACACGUUUCUGUACGCUGACACGUCGGCGGUCAUGAUCGAGUUCUACGCGCUGCAUUGGUUUCGUGACAUACACGUGGGUACGGUUCGCGUGAUUGUCGGGAAUCUGAUUCCACCUUCGGAACAGCUGCAGUUUGACCAUUACGUGCAGGUGGGAAUGCGGUUCGUUGCGCUUCAGGUUCGCCGGCCGUCGGGGCGACCACAGGGGAUUUUGAAUAUUGGGGUGGCGCUGCUUGAUAGCUCCAAGCGGAGUAUGCCUUUGUAUAUGCAUAUGGGUUCGUCUGCCCUAGGGUAUAAGCAUCUUAUGGGCGAGGAAGACAUCCCAACCAACAAUAAUAGCACCGCUAAUCAUCAACAAAGGAUAAUUAAGCCGGAGCUCCGACGUACAAAGAGUGAUUCGAGUUCGAUUAUUGGUACGGAGGCAAUGGUUCGGAAGAGAAGGGCCUCCGUCCUAAAUGGGUCCAUGAUCAACGGUGGUUCCACGGUCAACGGCGUAGAACCAAGGUCGAAGGGAGGUUCUACGGUUAACGGCUUCGAAACGAGGCAGAAGGGAGGUUCUAUGGUCAAUGGCGGAUCCAUGGUAAAUGGGUCGCAUAUGGGUAAACUGAAAGGGAAAAAUGGGAAGGUGGGUUCGAUGGUGAACGGGUUGGAAGUUGGGGAACCAAGGAAAAAGCAUGGAUCUUUGGUGACCCAGUCAGAGGUUAUAGGGCCGCCUAAGAAGCGUGGAUCCAUUAUUAAUGGAGUGGAGGAUACCGGAGACCCCAAGAAGCCGCUGAAAUACGACACCGGUAAUAAAAACGCCUCAAAGUCACCGCCGACCAAGUCAUUUGGGUUGGAUUUUGGGUCUCAGAAUAAUUUUUUUUCCAAGCACAAUGGGUUCGAAUACGGAAUUACCAAGAGGCCGGGAGCAUUUUGGACCGACUCUGAACUGGGUCCGUCGCCGUCGGAAGUGGCAGCAAAUGUAGCUAAGAAUAUGCAGCAAAGGAUGGACGAUGCAGAAAGCUCCAUACUUGGGUGGAGCCUAGAUGGGAGCAUCGAAGGUCUCGACUCCAAGCUGGAGCGGUGGCGGUCGGAGCUACCGACACUUUACGACCACGGUCAGUACUCUAGCUACGGAUCUAGUAUCCUUGGUUCCCCCAAGAAAGCCGCACGCAACCGGAGGCAGACCGAGGGUGGCAGCCUGUUUUCGUGUUUUAGCAGUAUCUGUGGAUGUCAGUGCUCGAUCGUAAUCGGCGGUAGCCCCCCAUCAAGUCCCGAACGGAAAAGGGGCAAACAUUUGCGCCGGACCCCCUCAGUAUUUUCAUUUGACACCUUGAGUUUUCUUUGAAUUGGGUUUUCCGGCACAAAAAAAUAAAGGAGGGGGGGGGGGGGGGUGGUGUUUAAAGCUGGGGACUUGAGAGUCGAAGCUUGUGGAGAUGGAGGUGGAGAGCUUCAGAGGAAGAGAAUACAGAAAAUGGGUCGGUUUAGGGAACGGAUUCGGCUUAAUUUCUGUGUGGGGGCAGGGAUUUCUUUUCUUCUUUUUCAUUGGCCUAUGCAUUCUGCAUUAUAUCUCUGGUGUUCUUCAUCUCGAUGGACUUUAGCAUUAUCAGAUGACUAAUUGGAUGUGGUAAUGAAUUAUCUUGAAUGAGCACUUCACAUUUGCUACAAUAUCAUAUCAUUCCAGCUUCAGUUCCAUUUUCUUGGGUUUUAAUUAUUGAUAAAUGCUCACACUUCCGCUGUUCAACACAGUUUAAAGUUACUAGUUACUAGUUACUACCAUUGUUGUUGCUGCUAUUGGCAAUGACACUGAGCUAAUCAAUCUUAUUCGUGUCA